UGCCCAAAAUUAGUCGUGGAGUCACUUGAUCAAAUACAUGUAGUGUGUUUGCGUACCAGCCCUGUUAUUUGUGUAGUUAAAUGUGUAUCUGUUAGUCGUGGACAGGCUUGUCUAUAUGGACACGAUUCAUUACGGUUGAAGUGCAUUACUAAAGACUUUGAGAAACUUUGCUCUGCACUACUCCAGACAAUGUGGAUUUCUUGUGUAAAGGGCUGAACAGCGUGUUUUAUUUGCACGGCCAGUGAAACUAAGCCAUUACCGUUUGUAAUUACCUAUGUGAUGAGUUGUGUAAGGACAGCUACGGUAAAAUUAUAAGUUGUUACUUUGUUAGGGAAGUCAACAAGUAACAAAACAAAAAAAUACAAACUGUCUAGGUGUCUUAAAUUGUGGUGUAACCAGCUGAUGGGAGAGGAGGGGGCGGUCACUUUAAAUCAUCUAGCGAUAUUAAGUCUCCCCAUUGUAAUCAAUGAACUAGCGAGUCCCAAGGACAUAGCCUACAUUGAAUCCUUAAAAACUAUUUUUUUACAUCACGGUGCAUACUUUGGCUAAGUCUUUCAAAUAUGGCUACACCCUAUACGAUCGGUUUGUACUUUGACCAGCUUUCGAAAACGAAGCGGCUAUUCGGACCCGGGUCCCUUAAGACUAAAUCCCAUUCGGGUGUCAUUUGUGGUAGUUUAUUUUAGUUAAACUGAAGAAGUAAAUUUACAAACAUAUAGUCCAUUCAACUAGACUAUCCUUAAUUUGAUACCUGAUUUUGUCUUACAACCCCAACAAUAAUCUUUUAAAUAGUUUUUUUUUAAUCCCAACCUCUCACUUCUGAUACCCGGGUGCGAAUAGUCGCAGCCCUUCAAAAAACAAAAAAAACAUUUCCCGUCCUUGAUCGACCGUCUGUAUGUGGGAUAGAUGAGGUAUAGUCAAAUCUUAUUGAUCUGGUCUAACACAGGGGGAGCUAUGCUCGGGACAGCUGGCCCGUGACUCAGUUGAUCGGUAUCAUGUUUGUUUGGGGAUAGUUGGAUCUCAGUGAGAUUAUGGCUAUUCUCUAUUUAUCUGUCGACCGUCAGGCAUGCUUGUGAAUGGGGCUAUGUGUAUCUGACUUGUCCGGAUGGACGAUUCAAGUGCGGUCAGUUAAUGCGCAGAGAUUACUUUAGGCUUUACUUUCACUCAAUCAAAGUACCACCGCGUGUGUGUCUAGUGCUAUACUAAUGGCCCUGAGCGGCACUUGGCUACCAUAUGGUGUAGUGGUGGUCAUCGUGAGUUUAAGUUUUAAAAAAAAAGCAUUUGUCACCACUUGCCUUUGGUUAGGAAAGGUUUUUUGAAGUCUAGAAGUGUGGGGAGUUUAGUAUGCACUGUAACAAUUUAAUGGGGAGUUUAGGAUGCACUGUAACAAUUUAAUGGAAAGUUUAGGAUGCUCUGUAACAAUUUAGUGGGGAGUUUAGGAUGCACUGUAACAAUUUAAUGGGGAGUUUAGGAUGCACUGUAACAAUUUAAUGGGGAGUUUAUGAUGCACUGUAACAAUUUAAUGGGGAGUUUAGGAUGCAGUGUAACAAUUUAGUGGGGAGUUUAGGAUGCAGUGUAACAAUUUAGUGGGGAGUUUAGGAUGCACUGUAACAAUUCAAUGGAAAGCUUAGGAUGCACUGUAACAAUUUAGUGGGGAGUUAAGGAUGCAGUGUAACAAUUUAGUGGGGAGUUUAGGAUGCACUGUAACAAUUCAAUGGAAAGCUUAGGAUGCACUGUAACAAUUUAGAGGGGAGUUAAGGAUGCUCUGUAACAAUUUAGUGGGAGUUUAGGAUGCUCUGUAACAAUUUAGUGAGGAGUUUAGGAUGCCAACAAUUUAAUGGGGAGUUUAGGAUGCACUGUAACAAUUUAAUGGAAAGUUUAGGAUGCAUUGUAACAAUUUAGUGGGGAGUUUAGGAUGCACUGUAACAAUUUAGUGGGGAGUUUAGGAUGCACUGUAAAAAUUUAGUGGGGAGUUUAGGAUGUACUGUAACAAUUCAAUGGGGAGUUUAGGAUGUACUGUAACAAUUUAAUGGCGAGUUUAGGAUGCACUGUAACAAUUUAGUGGGGAGUUUAGGAUGCACUGUAACAAUUUAAUGGGGAGUUUAGGAUGCACUGUAACAAUUCAAUGGGGAGUUUAGGAUGUACUGGCACUGUAACAAUUUAAUGAGGAGUUUAGGAUGCACUGUAACAAUUCAAUGGGGAGUUUAGGAUGUACAGGCACUGUAACAAUUCAAUGGGGAGUUUAGUAUGCACUGUAACAAUUUAAUGGGAAGUUUAGGAUGCAUUGUAACAAUAUAGUGGGGAGUUUAGGAUGCACUGUAACAAUUUAAUGGGGAGUUUAGGAUGUACCGGCACUGUAACAAUUUAGUGGGGAGUUUGGGAUUCACUGUAACAAUUCAAUGGGGAGUUUAGGAUGUACCGGCGCUGUAACAAUUCAAUGGGGAGUUUAGGAUGUACCGGCACUGUAACAAUUUAAUGGGGAGUUUAGGAUGCACUGUAACAAUUUAGUGGGGAGUUUAGGAUGCACUGUAACAAUUCAAUUGGGAGUUUAGGAUGUACCGGCACUGUAACAAUUUAAUUGGAAGUUUAGGAUGCAGUGUAAUAAUUUAGUGGGGAGUUUAGGAUGCACUGUAACAAUUCAAUGGGGAGUUUAGGAUGUACCGGCACUGUAACAAUUUAAUGGGGAGUUUAGGAUGCACUGCAACAAUUUAGUGGGGAGUUUAGGAUGCACUGUAACAAUUUAAUGGGAAGUUUAGGAUGUACUGUAACAAUUUAGUGGGAAGUUUAGGAUGUACAGUAACAAUUUAGUGGGGAGUUUAGGAUACACUGUAACAAUUAGUGGGGAGUUUAGGAUGUACUUUUACGAUAAAACUAGCCCCUACCACACCUGACACCCUCCUGUGGCAUACUUUUGGUACCGUUCUGAAGCUAAUUCAUUUCCCUGCAUGCACCACGCUAACGUAUGAACUGUGGUGUGACUUGGUGCAAGUGAUGGUGUAGAGAAGCAGUAACCGUCCAAUCAAGUAGUGUUAAAUUGUAAAACCUGAAGAUUUUAGGAAGAUGGGGAACGUAUUUUUAAUGUACAUUAUUAAACUAGAAUCCAGUCCGAGCUGACGUAUUUGGAGGAAUACCUGCCGGCCUUUAUUGUUGCCCUGUUCCCUCCCCCUUUUUUUUCCUUCACAUACCCCCCCCCCAACCCGAGCAUGUAAACAAUCACUGAUGGAUGUAAUCUAAGUUUGCACCGGGCUGUAAGGAAGGAGGUCAACUGCCACCAUCAUAGUGCUGCUCGUGUUGGUGUUGUGGGCUGUAAGGAAGGAGGUAAACUGCCACCAUCAUAGUGCUGCUCGUGUUGGUGUUGUGGGCUGUAAGGAAGGAGGUAAACUGCCACCAUCAUAGUGCUGCUCGUGUUGGUGUUGUGGGCUGUAAGGAAGGAGGUAAACUGCCACCAUCAUAGUGCUGGUCGUGUUUGUGUUGGUGGGCUGUAAGGAAGGAGGUCAACUGCCACCAUCAUAGUGCUGAUCGUGUUUGUGUUGGUGGGCUGUAAGGAAGGAGGUAAACUGCCACCAUCAUAGUGCUGCUCGUGUUGGUGUUGUGGGCUGUAAGGAAGGAGGUCAACUGCCACCAUCAUAGUGCUGCUCGUGUUCGUGUUGGUGGGCUGUAAGGAAGGAGGUCAACUGCCACCAUCAUAGUGCUGCUCGUGUUUGUGUUGGUGGGCAUGUGAACUUAAGACAUAUUACGUCAAAGUCUUUUAGGAGUAACGAUCCCAUAAAUAAAAAAAAAAGGUUGACUUUUUUCUUGUUGCGUGGGGAGGAUAUUUAGCUCUCUAACCUGACCUAGUUUCCUUGGUGUUCAUGCAAACUGUAGCUGUGUCAUGACCAACACUUCAACACCCCCCCCCUCCCCCCAAAGUCUACUCACCACUGGCCCCUUUACUUGGUACAUAGAUUAUGCCAGUGUCAAGGUCAUGGAAUCAAGUGUAAAUGUUUUAUUGUAUUAUUUGUCCUCGGCUCUUUAUAAUGAGAGGUCAGUUAUGUCUCACCCACCCCUUUCCCCCACCCUCUUCCUUUCGCCCAUCAUCUCCCUUUCCCCUACCCUUUCCCCUACCAUCUCCCUUUCCCCUACCCUUUCCCCUAACAAUCUCCCUCCCCCCCACCUUCUCCCUUCUCCUCACCCUUUCCCCACCCUCUCCCAUUUCCCCCCCUCCCAUCCCCCACCCUCCCCCUCCCCCCCACCCUCCUCUCCCCACCCUCCUUCCUCACCCUUUCCCCACCCUCUCCCAUCUCCCCCCCUCCCAUCCCCCACCCUCCCCCUCCCCCCCACCCUCCUCUCCCCACCCUCCUCUCCCCACAUCCUCUCCUCUGGCAUAGACAAACAAGUGACAGUUACCGUUGAAAUAAUCGAACGUGAUCCGAAUUUUGUGUUUGCUUAUCGUAUAAUGAAGGAUGAUUCCUAAAAUAGCUUUUUUUAAUGGCAGGGGUUUCUUGGUGUUCAACUUAACUUCACAACGGAUUGAACACAACCGUCUUGUAGUUGUAGCAACUACGGUCUCUGUCUCUGGAUUGCCCGUUCAAUCCGUCUUGUAGUUGUAGCAACUACGGUCUCUGUCUCUGGGUUGCCCGUUCAAUCCGUCUUGUAGUUGUAGCAACUACGGUCUCUGUCUCUGGGUUGCCCGUUCAAACCGUCUUGUAGUUGUAGCACCUACAGCAACUGAUCCUAGAUUCUCUUUACUUGUCGCUAUGCGAAAUGACCAGUAAAACCUAGUUAAAUGUGCUGCAUCUCCUAUAUGAACAGACCUAGUAUACAGGUGCUCAAGAAACUUUAAAACAUUUUACUUGUAUUCAUUAGGCCAAAUGUGAAGCUGAUUAAUGAACAACUAUCGAUAUUUAGUUGGUACUAUAAUGACGGCCACAUUUCAAUUGAAGCCAAGUGGAAGCUUUCCACGAUGUAGUGAAAGAAAACAAUGUUUAAACUGUCUUUUAAAUAAGGUCAAUUGGUGGAAAGGUAAACAUUUUAAACUUUGUUUUCCAGUACUAUGUAAUAGGGCGACGACGUAUCUAAUGUCAUGGCUGAUAUUGUAACUCUAAUUAAUUAGUCAUCAAUUCGAAAAGAAACCACCGUGGAAUACGUUUAAAGCGAAAACGCUUAAAACACGAAAUAUCGGUUAACAAGAAAUAAUGAUGCGGUUCCGAGUAGAUCUAUUCUUUAUUGUAUGCAUCGUUUAAACACGAAAUUCUGUUAACACGAAGAAAUAUUUCGGUCCCCUCAGUUUCGUGUUAAACGAGUUUCACUGUAUUCAUAAUCACACUUAUCUUAGUCUGUUGUUUUAGCCUGUGACCCCACAUAAUAAAUCCCUUCGCAACCCAGUUUGAGGUCACCUCCCAAGGGCCGGAAACUUGUGCUCCAGUAACUUGAUGAUUAUCCUCAGAUGUUCAUGUGUCAAACUUAUUCAAACUUCCUUGAUAUGUUAUUUGAAAAAUAUUUUUUUUUAAAGGUGUGGGGGGAGGUGGGGGGGGAGGGAGUUCCAAAAUCAACGUAGCGAUAUUAACAGAUUUACAUGUAUAGAUACAUGUAUUCAUAUUUUCAUAUUCUUCAUGACUCUUUUUUCGAAACGAUUCCCUUGUUGCAAAUUGUUAAAAACAGUUCCCUCAUUUGCCUGCACAUUUCCGUGAAGUAUUCGAAACUAGAAUCGGCGCCCUGUAAAGAACGCACAACUCACAAAGUGUUGUUUUCUUUCUACUGACGGUUACUUCGACUUAUUUCUAAACACAUUAAUAAUAGUUAUUUGUCGGUACCAUUACUAGGUAUACGCGGGGGAAAGGAAGCAACUCGUAGCACGUGACCAACCUCUCAACUAGCCAUAACAUUGUUGUUGUUGUUUAAUUAAUUAAUUAAUUACACAACAAUACAAAACUGCCCUUUUAUAGUACAAUUCAGUUUAUCAUUUAUUUCUUACUACAUUAAUUCUAUCCCGGAAAGAGGAAAACUCCAUUCCCCGUUUUCCCGGGGUAAUCAAAACCCAGAACAUGACAAUUUACCGCUAUUCUACAACAAGGUGUACGCCAUCACAAUGUGUAGGCUACAACACUAAAGGGAAGCCUUCAACUGUGACGCGUGGUUUAGUUGACACCAAGAGGCCAUGUUUCUUAGAGGACCUGCUUCAGUGAAGACGUUUCCAGUCUAGUGCACACCACCACCUGUUUCAACUGUGGGGUAGCGGGUCGUCUUGUGUACAACUGCCAUGGUAUGACUUGACACAGUUUCUACAAGGCCAGGCCAGCCCCUCCGUUUGGACAGCGCUAUCUCCCAGGCUCAGCUUGAGUGGCCGCUCAGUAUUGGAUUGGCUCUAGUCCAGAUAGCGGGGUUCGCCCGAUCAGUCUGACAGUAGUGCUGAGAUUGUUUCUUGGAAGAAGUUCUAACUGAAAGUUUCCUAUAAGUUCAGGAGGAUUAUUUCAACAUUAGGUUAAUUAAUAUCUGUCGACAACAACAACAAAAAAAAUGUAUUGUUUGUGUUGUGUCGCCAAGUAGGUUAGGAGUCAGCCGUCGCUUGUCGUUUGUGACUUAAUAAUCAGUGACUUAAUGCCUUGAUUGGGGAUCUCUUUUUUGUGCCAUGUCUGAACAGCCACACGAUCGAGAACCUCAGCCCAAUUUCAACGAUGGCCCCACGGCCGCGCCAGAGGGUGAGAAAUCUGGAACGUCCAACGAUUCACACACCCAGGCUGACCCCUCUACCUCACGGGACAGAACGGACUCGGCCACCUCACGGGACAGAACGGACUCGGCCAGCGAUCUGGCCAGUGGUACGACCAGCAGGCGUAGGCGACUGAGUGGGUGGAUGCCUAGGAGUAAAGACAUGCAGGAGUCUACCACAAAAUCGGGAUACGGUUGGACUAUCAGGAAAUGCAGUAUUUGUGGUUCCAAGUGUAAGUACAGCAUCUGUUCUCAUGAGUCUUGGACUGUUUACAUCAGUUAGUGGCUACUCGGGACUAAAGUCAGUUGGUAAUGACGUGCGUUUGUUUAUAUACCGGUAGUCAGUAGUGCCGUUAUGGUUAGUGCAUGGGUCAGAGAGCAUUGUGCAAACACCCGUGGCUGCUACACAUUUCAGUUAAGUUAUUUUAAGGCCAAUUAUAAUUAUGAGAAUCUUGUUGAUAGUAUCUCGGGAUGGAUCCAUUUCAAGUUUGUUUGCCUCUAGGAAUGGCCUUGAUUAAACGUAACAGACAUGUCUAACAGUUGUAGUUGUAGGCCUAUUAAACAAUAACUAUAGAAUACACACGUUUACUUUAGCUUGGUAUUCCGUGGUGACCCAGUGAGGACACUGAUCAGGUUCAUUGUGGGCUAAUGCUCCCUUGGUUGGACAUAACAGAAAUGUCUUAAUAGUAUUCCUAGUUGUAGGCCUAUUAAACCUAUAGCAUACAAAUGUUGCAAUUGUUUACCUAAGCCUUAGCUUAGUGUUCCGCGACCCAGUGACAAUACUGAUCAGGUUCAGUGUGGGCUAAUGUCCCCCAGUCAGCAUUUUCAAAUAACGUAUAAAUUAUGCAUCUACAUAAAACUGACUGGAAGUAGCCCCCCCACCCCCCCCCCCUUUUUUUAUUUUUUUAUUUUUAGAAAUAGUCAAUGCCCCAAGAGGUGCUCCAAGCCUUGGUUAAGUCAUAGCUGGUCAUGGCCAUUGCAUGCUUGCUUCACUUUCCUCAUUGAUUGCUCAUGACAUUAACAACAAACCGCACAUCCAAUCUAUUUUUACCCCCCCCCCCCUUUCUCCCAAACCCUCAUUAAUUCUACUUGACAUGUGAGUUGUCUGCCCCUAAUCAUUGAAAUAAGGUAGAUGACUUCAUCUGGUUUAGCACUGUAUUGUCAUGUGUCAAAGUUUGGCAUCAUCCCCAUGUGUAAACCCCCCUCCCCUCCUGGAAUAACCAAAGUAAAAUAUCCACUGUCACAGAAUGGCUUGCUCUCAAGGGUAAAACCCUUUCCAAUCCACUGUUGUAUGUUCUCCCUCUCUCUCACCAAGUGAGCUUACUCACUAUCCCUGGUACAGGUCAUGCCUGGCUAAUCAGCUGUUAAGCUCAGAUUUCACCUGCCACAAAAAGCUAUGUUAGAAGAAAACAGAGAGUAUGGUAUGUGGAAAAAAAAAAAAAUGAGAGUUAGGUUGAAGCAAGCAAGUCAUUUGUUUGUAUUUGACAUAAUUUAUUUGUAUCUGCAAAAACAAUGGGGCAUUAAUGCUGCUGGUUAAAUAAACCAAACCCCUCUUACUAUUUGUACAGUUGAGGUUUAUUAAUAUUAACAUGUAAAAACAAUGGGGCAUUAAUGCUGCUGGUUAAAUGAACCAAACCCCUCUUACUAUUUGUACAGUUGAGGUUCAUUAAUAUUAACAUGCAUCUUUUUCUGCUGUGACAAGACACUCGUGCCAGAAGUGUCCAGACCCUCGUGCCAGAAGUGUCUUGGGUGGGUGCCACAUGCUCCACUUAAGAGGAGGCAGGAUGGUCUCCUUCCCACCCCUGUCCCAUCAGAUCUUUAGUGAUUGAUCAGUGGCACACCCAUCUACUCUUAGAUGGGACCCUGGUCACAGCUCAUCUCUUGGACAGACUGGCACAUUUAAACAAUUUCAUCUCAUCUCAUUGGCUUGUAGUUAUGUUGGGAAUUUAUAUGUUGAAGAUGCAGUAAUUUAUUACACCUUACAUGCCAUGUAUUGCACCUUACAUGCCAUUUAUUACAGCAUUUUUUUUUAUACAAUAGCAAUUUGUAAAAAAUAAAAAAAAUGAUUUUGAUGAUGAAUGUGCUGGCAAUUUAGAUGUAGUUAGACAUUGUCUUCGGGUUAAUUAGCUAGCUUUAGUAAAACAGUACAGGUUCCUAUAUUUAAAUAAAGGAAAUACAUUUCAUGUGUCUAUCCAGACAAAGUUAGUAAGUUUACUGCCGUACUUUCACGGUAUAUGGGAAAAAGUCAUGUGUAGAUAGUUUUAAAAAAUGUUUACCAUAGGCAUAGACCCUAUGUGGAUAUAAAAUUGUUAAUUGGAAGUUAUGAUAACAAUUACACACAACAAUUUGUAAUAAUGGUUUACUACUCAAAGCAGUUACUACCAUACACCCUUGUAAAACUAUUAAAGAAUGGUCUCAACAAAACCAUGCUGACUUUCUAAAUUUAGAUUGCCUACCAAUCUCAGACUUUGGGCCAAAUAUUAUUUUGAACAGACCAAUGGGAUUUCAGCUUCAAGGUGACCAACAUUGAAUUUAUUGCACUGCCAGUUAUAAUUAUCUAAAUCCAGUGAAAAGCCAUACAAAAUCCUGUAUGGCGGUACAAUUUGGAAAACUUUUAAAACCCGUACAAGUACGGGAACCGUACAGAUUGGCAUGUAUGCCGAAUAUUCCUGAUUGGAAUGUUGGGAAUAUUUAUUUAUUUAGCCACGCAAACGUGCAGGGGUUUAAUGUCUUAAUGUCAGAAAUCAACAAUGGUCAUGAAAAUAAACAUAUAUAUCUACCACACUCAUUAAUGAUUAUUUAACUACUUGACUAGUCUAUUCCAAUUUUAAUAUAUUGUAUAAUCUUUAAAAAAAAUUUUUUUUUUAAAGAUAUGUGUGUUGAAUUUUAAAGGAUUUACAUUUUUUAUAUUAUUCUUACCACCUAUUAUAUUGGUUUUAAAAUUACUCAUCUUACUUAUGAUUUGUUGUCUGUUACAUACUUGACCCACUUGACUGAAACAAUAUAAAAUACUAAUCUAGCAACUUGUCAUUGUUUAAAGUUUGUAACCUCUUAAAAACUAUCCAAACAUUCUGUUUAUUUCUCAACUAGAAACAUAGUAUUUCUCACUCAACACAGUGAUUAUAAUAUGAUAUGGACUAACCUGGUAAUUGUAAUAUGACAUGCACUAACCAAGUGAUUAUAAUAUGAUAUGGACUAACCUGGUAAUUGUAAUAUGACAUGCACUAACCAAGUGAUUAUAAUAUGAUAUGGACUAACCUGGUAAUUGUAAUAUGACAUGCACUAACCAAGUGAUUAUUAUAACAUGGCAUGUAGCACUCAACACAGUCAAUAUAAACACACCCAUUUUUCUCCCAGUUCCCUUUGAAAGUUAUCUAGGCCUGUACUUGGUUGUUUAGUGCAAUGUUGAUCCAAAUCUUUAUUGAAUCUUAUUUCAUCGAGGUAUAUUGCUUGGUCAAUUUUCAGCAUCAUGUCCACAUGUGUUGCGAGCUCCAACGGUCAUUGCCAUGGUGGGGCUUCCGGCCAGAGGCAAAACCUACAUCUCCAAGAAACUGACCAGGUACCUGAACUGGAUUGGAGUGACCACAAAAGGUGAGCUGGGAAUAAGUUUGGUGGAGUUUAGGUCAUAGUUGACACAAGUUAUCGGUUGUUAAUCACAAGUUCAUAUCUAUUAAAAUAGAAAAUAAAGUUAUUUCUAAAAAUAAUUAAUGCUCUUAACAAGAAUCAGAGAAUCAGAAGCUGUCAAUGUUAGGCAGUUUAGCUAUUAAAUCGUUUUUUAAAAUUCCCAACAUUUACAAAUCAUAAAUAAAAUUUAGCAUGUGAAGUGAAAUUAUUUUUUUUAAACAUUUUUUUUGUUGCAAGUAUUUAAUGUUGGUGAAUAUAGACGAGCCAAGACUGACAAAUAUCGCAACCAUGAGUUUUUUAAGCCCGAAAACAAAGAAGCACAAGAGCUGCGAAGGUAAUUGACAGUAUUAAUUCAUUUCUUUAGUAAUGCUGAGCACCAAUCAAUAGAAACUAUUUAUAGCAUGUCCUCUGAUAGCACCGUUUAUAGCCGCCAUUAUCAGAGAAGAGCUUAGUCUAGCAUAGUGAAAUCUCCAAUCCAGAUAUGUCAUUUGCAGUCUUAUGAAUUUCUAUUCAACUGUGGAAGAAAUAUCUUUGGAAGAUAAAUAUUUAUUAGGCCCACAUAUUUAUGGUUAUGGUGAACACAUUUUUGUGUUCUCUGUCCUCUAUGUAUUAUAUCUGUCAUCAAUAAUAAGUAAUGCUGUUUACAAUGUCUAAAUAAAAAAUCUUUUUCAAUUUAAAUUUAAUUGAUCCUUUAAAUAACUAAUGUUAGUCUCUUCUGGUUAAAGAAAGUUGGAUGUACCCAAGAACAAUGCCUAACUAUAAAACUGAUUAGACAUUGCAGUAAUUGUUGCAAACAGAUGUUCUGUCAUAUACCCAUUGAUUCAGGCCAUUAGUAAUGCUGUUACCCUUUCCUCAACAGCCAAGUGGCCAUGCUUGCUAUGGAAGAUGCAGCCAAAUAUCUGGAAGAAGGGGGAGGGGAAGUGGCUGUAAGUAAUAUUUGAACUUCAGGAAAACAAACUUCUAGGUCAUAUGGGUGAGCUUUUUCCCAGAAGUGUUGAACAGUUCUAUUGCAAAUGAUUCUGUUAAAAUGUUGGGUUUCCCUGUGGUUUUGUUCUAUUAAUUUGAAGGUAAACUUGUUUGAACUAUUAGUUGUGUUAUUCAAAAGAUGAAUUGAAAGAUUUAUUUUGUUCAUUGUCAAUGAUCUUGUUUAAGUGAGCUAAAAUUGAAGUAAUUUUAUUUGUGUUUCUUAAAAUACUUCUUUUAAUGUAGUAAAUUACUUAUUUCAUCACUUACUAUGACUUCAAACUAUAUCAAUGUUAUUCUAAUUAUCAUCUAUUUUAUAUUCUGAAAUGUGAAAGAUAAAUUCAAAUCAUUUAGUCACUGUGCUGACAGCAAAGCUUAGUGACGCAAAUGCGCACCGAGCAUUGCCCCAUUGGCACAUAUUUCUGGCGGCUGGAUAACAACAGGGAUCCUACCUGCCGGCAUUGCAGCCUGGUCCCGGAGACACUAGCGCACCUGUUGACCGAAUGUCCCUCUCUAGAUGUCCCGGGGGGAGCCAGGGCGGUCGGAGAGCCCUUUUUGAGGAAAAUGUUGUAUGGCUCAGCUCAGCAGAUGGAGCUGGUAGCCAAUUUACUAACCGGGGUCAUAAGAGAGUAAUCUCAGACCUUCACCAGAAUAUGUGUGUUAGUUAGUCACUGUGCUGCUUCCAACAUUUAAGUUUCUUCAAUUGUUAAGUCAUUUUCUUAACUCUAUGUUAGUGCUGGCUUUAUAGUUAAGGCCCUUCAAAAAAUUAGUUAUACAAUUUUAGACCCUUUAACUGUUAAAAAUAUCCCAAAUAUAGAUUAAAAACUCAAAUGUUAUAUAUUUAUAAAUUAAAGUCAUCAUUGAUAUAUUAAUUAAAUUAAAGUUAUCAUUGAAAAUUAAACUUUGAUUACUGAUAUGUUGUCAUAUUUUCUCAGGUAGUAGAUGCCACAAAUACUACAAGAGACAGACGUGCCAUCCUAGUAAAAAUGUUCACAGUCGACAGGAAUUUCAAACUGUUUUUUGUUGAGUCUGUAUGUGACGAGCCAGCCAUUAUAGAAGCCAAUAUAUUGGUAUGUAUUGUAACAGUCAGAAAAAGAAAUUAUUUUGGUAAAAGAAAUUGAGUAGCUGUUUUCCUGACCCAAUAUAAAGACCAGCAUUUUGUCACAUUAUAAAAAAUUGCAUUCACAUAUUUUUUUAAAUUUUAAAUUGGUGCAAAAUCUGAUAAAAUUUAUCCAAGGUGGUGCUAAGAUAUUUGUAGAACACUUUUUGGUCUUAAUAUUCUUUUAUGAAAAGUAGCUCACAGUAAGAGCACAUUCUUGACUACUUGUAUCUACUCAAUUUAACAGUGUAAGAAGAAUUUAUUUAAGGAAACAGGGAAAAUGGAGGUUCAAUUUAAAAAAACUCUUAUUUCCUAGCUGCCUUCACCUGUAGAAAGGAUUGUACAUUUGUUUAUGUGCAGUUGUUCGGAUUUUCUUGACACAACUUGUUUCAGUCACAUAAUAUUUCAUCAUGCUCUUGGAUUGUAUGCCACAAAGUUGGUCUUGGCCAGAAUUUUGACCCUUUGAAACAAAAUUUGUCAAGCUUGACCUUUCGUUGACAGGAAGUAAAAGUGUGCAGCCCCGACUAUGAAGGGAUGGACAAAAACACAGCUUUAGAAGACUUCCUGAAGCGAAUAGAGCAUUACAAGACUGAGUAUGAAGCACUGGACUACAACCAUGACAAAGAUAUAUCCUUUAUACAAAUCUUCAACCAGGGGGAGAGGUUCAUAGUCAACAAACUGGCAGGUAAACCUAAACCUUUCAAAUAAUGCCGGGAAUAUUCUGUUGUUUUUUUUUUUUUGUGUACAAAAAUAAUUUUAAAAUCAGUCUCUCAUUAACUACAAAAAGGAAAAUUACUUAAAUAUUUCUUAACUUCCAAAAUUUGGCAUUGAUUUCGAUUUAAAAAAAAAAAUAAUAAUAAUUUAUUUAAAGAGAUAUUUACACUUCCCAUUUAAAUUUAUCAAUUAAGUGGAUUGUUACCUAUAGACUUGUUCUGAAAUGCUUUAAACUUGUAGCCUAUAAGUUUCAAAAAAUUUUGGGGGUAUUUUUUUCUUUCUUAUUCAGGUCAUCUACAAAGUAGAGUUGUAUACUACUUAAUGAAUAUACAUGUGCUUCCAAGAACUAUUUAUUUGACUAGAGUGAGUAUAAAUGACACUAUUGUUACUUUUCAGUUACAAGAGAUACUUUUAUUGAUUUUUUAUUAUGUGUAAAGUUUUUCCCUUGAAGUGUGCUCAAAUAAAUGGUUCAAUUUUUUUCCUUCAGCAUGGUGAAAGCAAGAUGAAUUUACAGGGACGAAUAGGAGGAAAUAGUGAGCUGAGUGAACAAGGACACAGAGUGAGUACUUCAUUAAUAAUAAGAGGUAACAGUGAGCUGAGAGAAAGCUUCAUUUAUAAUUCUUUACCUGUUUAAAAUCCAGAGCCUUUUGGAUUGAUUGCACUAGUGAGCUCAGUAAGAUAACUCUUAAUGGGCGGAGGUAAAGUCCGUAAAAGAAAUAAACCUCAUUGACCCAAGUCUGAAGACAGCAACCCACCUGGUGUGGGGUUAUAAAUGGCGGACCAUUUGCUAUGUUAAAAAAAAUUAAUAAAUGCACUGAUAUUGAAUUUUUUUUUCUUCUCAUCUUGUACAUUCAGUAUGCAGAAGAACUUGCCAGGUUUGUGAAGAAUGAAAACAUCCCCAACUUGAAGGUGUGGACCAGUGAACUGAAGCGAACCAUCCAAACGGCCCGUUACAUCGAUGCACCACAAGAGCACUGGAAGGCUCUCAAUGAAAUUGAUGCGGUGAGUCUUAGUUGUUUUGUUAGCCAUUGUGCAUGUAUUGUUAGUAUUACUGUAAUAUACCUCUGACUUUUAGAUGUUCACACUUUUAAUGCAUUCUUCUGUAUUUUAAAUUGCUUUUGUUUAAAGAAAUCACUUAAGAUAGUGGUUCCCAACAUUUUUUGACUGGUGUAGCCCCUUUUCAAAUCAAAUUCUGUGAGGGACCCCCUUAGGCGUACCCAAUGUCUUAGAAGCUAAAGGUGUUAUUUUAUAUCCUGGAGCGGCUGCGGAGCCCCUGAGAAGUUAAAACGGAGCCCUUAGGGCUCUGCAGAGCACAGGUUGGGAACCACUGACUUAGGAAUUUCCAAAAGGAAAAAAUAUAUCUUAUUUGCCUUUAUUUGUGCUUGAUGUGUUAUAACUGAUUACUUUCAACUUUGUUUUUGUGAAUUAUUCUGUUAUCAUAAUUAUUCCAAAAUAUGGAUUUUGGAAGUGAAAAAAGUACCGGGGUAUCAAUUUAUAUGGACCAAUAUUAAUAAGCUAAAUAAUUGACAAAAUGAAAUUAAACAAUUUAAUUUUAAAUAGGCCUAUAUAUUGUUUUUUUAUUUAAAUUGUUAUGUGGUAUAAAUGAAAAGUUAGUGCACAAAGUUUCAGGUAAAAAAAUAAGAGGUAAUUUAAAACGUCAUCAUUUGUCUAAUAAACUCUGAAUUGUUUGUAACCAUCCCCUCCCAUAAAACAUGAACUCAGUAACUCAAAAUAUUUUUUAAGUGUUAUUAUGCUUAAAAAAUGCAAUGAGUAUAUUGUCUUGCAUGUUCCAUCCCAUUUUUUUGAAAAUGUAUUGGUAUAGGAAAAUAAAUACGUAAAAAAUUCCAUCCACCCUCAAAGGGCUACUAUUGUCUUUUCAUAUUUCUUCAAAUUAUUUACCGAAAGCUUUAUAAUUCUAAUAAUUUGAAGUACCUGUUUAGGAUUAUCAAUUCUGUAUUCCUUUUUAUUGCCAUCUAUUUGAUUAGCAUGAAUGUUGUUUGCUUAAUUUUUUGAUUCGCACAUACAUGCCUAUGUGGAUACAUUUCAAAAUUGUUACUUUCAUUGUAUCUGUGGAGGGUUCCAUUUGUUGAUAAAAGCUAUCCCUUUCAGGGUAUUUGUGAAGGCAUGACAUAUGAGGAAAUCCAGGAGCAAUACCCCCAAGACUUUGCUGACAGAGACCAGGACAAGUAUCACUACAGAUACCCCAGUGGGGAGGUACUGUCCUUAACAAAACAACUGCCUGUCCUACCUCACAAUCUGUCACACUACAAAUACCCCAGUGGGAGGAACUGCCCUAACUAUUGAUACACUUGCCUGUCCGACCUCACUAUUUCUCACACUGCAGAUGUGGCCUUGGCCUUCAAUGUCUCCCUCAUGUACUUCUAAAGCUUGUUGUUUUGCACUGAGAGAACUGACAUUUGCUUUAUACCAUUGAACCAAAAGAAUCUACUCAAGAAAUUGUAUCGCUUAUGGAAAAAAAGAAAUCUGGAGGGGGGUGCGCUUUUAGAUUGUAAUUUUGUGUACCAUAAAAUAUAUUAAUUAGCUUAAGUUAUUCAUUUAAAAUUUAUUUAAACUUACUAAAAAUCAAUCCAGUUUAGGUCAAAGGCUUUAUGGAAAACUUUAAUUAAUUAGGAUAUUAUAAUAUUUAAGGACUUUUGUAUUGUAACACAUUUUUAAAAAAAAUUAAAUUGAAGUUAUCUUUCAAUUAACUAAUUUAUAGAAUGUUUUCUUGUUGUAAAAUUACAUCUUCUUUGAGUACUUCUUCUAUAAUCUGUAAUAUUUCCUUGAAAUUAAUUUUUAUAAUUAAAACAUAAUAAGAUGAAGCUAAAGCAUAUCAGAUUUAUGUUAAGAAUAAUGUAACUUUUUAAAAUCUUUCAACAAAUCAUUAUCUGUAAUGUUCCUUGGCUUUAAAGUAAAACUUUGAUUAAGACCAAGAGAGUGAAAAAUAACAUUAAACCAGCUUAAAGAAUUCAGACUUGAGAAUUACCAAUAUAUAUUUUAUUAUUAUUUUAAUUCUAUAUUUCAGUCUUAUCAAGAUUUAGUUGCAAGAUUGGAACCAGUCAUUCUUGUAAGCAUAUUUUAUAAAUGUUUGGUAGUGAUGAAUUGUACUUGAGUUAAUCCACACUUGCCUUAAUCAGAAGUAGAAUGUGCUAAUUGAAAUCUUUAGUGAUGUACACAUUCAUAUCUAUAGUGAUGUACCCAUAUUGAAAUCUAUGGUGAGGUACACAUUAGAUAUAUUGUGUUUUUAAUUUUAAUUUAUUUUUUAAUAUUUCAUCAAAAAAUUUUACCCUAUCUCUUUCCUUUUUUGUAAGUUGCAAUUUCAAUAUAUAAAAAUAAUUUAUUUGUAAAAAAUGUGUUCUUAGUCAUUAGAUUUGAGAUAUGUUUUAUACGUUACUUUUAAACUUGGCUUGUUUAGGGGGGAAAAAUUGACUGUGCCCAAAUGCCUUCAGAAAGACAAUUGAAUAACAGAUAUAUCAAUACAUUUUAGACAGAAAAUAAUUGUGAAAUCUAUCUUUGAAUUAUUGCUUGCAUUUUUUUAUUGUUUGUUGCUCUUGUUUAGUCUCAUAGAAACAUUAUGAAAUCAAUUGAACAUUUUAAUUUGUUAAACCAGGAACUUGAACGUCAGGAGAAUGUAAUGGUUAUAUGUCACCAAGCUGUCCUACGUUGUCUGUUGGCCUACUUCCAGGACAAGAGUGCAGGUAAGUAAACAACAACAACAUAUUUUCAAACCCUGGUUUGGUUUCACCCCACACGCAGCACAAUUAACAACAGAGAGCCCAUAAUUGCCUUGGCUUCCUUGUGGACAAUGUUUACAAGUUUAGAUCAGAAUUUAGUUCAUUAGAAAUACUUUGUCUGUACGUGUUAAAAUUUUUAAGGUACCGUGCAAAUAAUAAGAAAAUUUCAACAGUUUCAAGAAUUUGAAUUAAAAAAAAAAAACAGUAAGAUUCCUUUAACCAUUUUGAGCCUUGAUUUAACGAGAAGUUCUGGCAUUUGAUGGCUUCUUUGUUUUAAUGCACAGCUUAAAGCUUUAUUCACUUUAAGCAUGAACACCUUUCUCUUCAUUACACAUUCCACCCCACCUGCAUUUUGACUUUAUUAUGAUCAAAGUAUUUUCCCCCAUCUAACAGUUUGUAGAGAAGUUUAUUAAACAAGAUUUGUUGGUAAUAAUUGCAUGCAGGCCUAAUUCCUAUGGUAGUUUUCAUCAACUCUAAGUUAUUUUUGUUUGUGGAAGGUUUAAUAAGCAGUAAAACUAAACUAAUAAUGAAUAGUUUAAGAAGAAAAAUUAAAAGACUUAUCAGUAUUAUCUUUAGAUCACAUUACUUUUUUUUUAAAACACCAUUGAAAUAAAUAGUGGAAUCAUCUUUCGGAAAUAAUUAAAAUAGAGCAAAAAAUGUAAAUCACUAUUAAGAUAUUCGAUAGAUCAAAGGAUAAAAAAAGUCAUUUAUAAAAAAAAAGGUUUUAAUUGUCAAUAAACUCAUGAUGUUAAAAGGCAGCAAUUGAGCAAUGAGGUCUUCAUAUUGAAUUUUGGACAGUUCAUGAAUGCUCUUACAUUAGAUUUCUUGAGUGUGUUUCCAGUGUUUCUAAGUUUUUUUCUUUGGGAUUAGUUGUUAUUUUAUUGUCAUUGAUCUUUAUAGCAACCUAGCUCCUUAGAUCUUCUUUUUCUAAUCUUAACAAUGUGUAAAUUCACAGAACUAAUAAUAACAUCCACCAACACCUAAUAAACUAUUUUUGGUUCUAUAAUAAAAUAAAUAAAAUAACUUACUUAUACAACACUAACAAUUGACACACAGGUUUUAUCAGCUUUUUCUUUAGAGUAGAUCUAAUGUGGUUUUAAAAUAAUCUUUCAAUGAAUCAUUUUCUAUAAAUUUCCUCUGCUUUAAAAGAAAAACUUUAAAAAAUGAAUAAAUAGUAAUAAUUUAAUUGUACUGUUUUUUCUUGUUAUGACUAAAAUCCUUUUUGGUUAUUUCAAGUGGCCUUGUCAAUAAUAAAUUUUUCUGGUGUAGAAAUGAGAAAUUUAGAGGAAUGCAGUGUUAUCUGAAGUUUAAUCUUGUCCAGGUCGGCCAUUGUUUAAACCAGAUAUUUUUUAGGUUGUUCGCAAUUUUUGUGAAUUAUUAAAUAUUGAUAUUUUCUUUUUUUAGCCUUAAAAGAUCACUUUUUCUUUUGUCACAAAUUAAUUCACCCACUACAAGCUGCAAUAAAAGUUCCAUGAAGGCAUAUUAAAGCUCAUAAAAUGUUCCAGCCUUAUUUGUAAAAAAAAUACACAAAAAACAACAUAAUAUAGUUUGACUUAUUUAGCGAUCUACUUUUAUUUCAUACUGAAGCUUACACUCAUAGGACUUUGAUUUAUCACAUCAGUAGAGUUAAUUUGUGGUUUUGGUCAUUACUUCCAAUAUAAUUUGUUUUCUUUCAAAAUAUUGUCUAAAAUAAAAAGAAAUUUAAAUUUGUUCACUUGUAAAGAAAUUUAAUUUUGAGUUGAAUUAAUUUAAAGCAAAUUACAAGAAUUGAAACAUUUUCUUUACCGUAUUACAAUUUUUUAUAAAUAUCAUAGAUUUGAUCUCAUGUCAAAUUAAAAAUUAAGUGCUGUUCAGUCGAGUUAAUUCAAUUAUAAGUAAAUUUGACUAAAAGAUUGAGCAUUAUAGCAUAUAGACUCUCAAAGUUUAAAUACUCCUUUAUUUUGUUUGUUCUGCUGGUUUUACAAAUUUUAAUUUGAACAAAGAACCUCACUGGAGCAUUUUUAGUAAUAUUGGUGCCAUUCUAGUUAACAAGCAAUAACUUCAUCAUUGUGGCCAAAAUAGAACUGUGGUAUGCUUUAGUAACCCAAUGAAACUAGCACUGGAAAUGUUCUACAAAUUGUGUGCUUGUCUCCCUGAGCAGUGUUUGUAGAAGCCCUGCUGUAGUUAUUCUAGAACCUUGCAUCAUUCAUCAUGGCUCUCGUGCUAGAUUUUAGUGCAGUUUUUAAAGGCCAGUUUCAGUCUUAUUGAUCUUUUUAAAUUUCUAAAAUAUAGAAACAUUUGCUGUGGAAUGUUUUUAAGCCAUAACUGCACCAGUUUGUGAUAGUCUACGAUGAUACAUAUGUGUAGUAGUAAUAUGUGUGCUAGAAAAAUAUGGGUGUAUUUUCAUUUUUAAUAACUUUUUUUUUUUUUUCUUUUUGGCUCUUGAUAUGAUUUUUAAUAGCUUUUAAAAUGUUCCUUUAAAGCCUCAAUUUCAGAAUGUAUUUAAUAUACUUUGGCUACUUUUAAUGUGUAAUAGUAAUAUGGUGUGUGCUGACCUUAUUUUUUUACUAUACAUAAGCAUGAAGUAAUGAUUUGCUGUUGGAAUCAAGCAUUAUUUAUAAGAUUCAUGACUAAAAGAUCUAUUAGCAUCUAGAAUAUUUUCAAAGCUGUUCAUUUUUUUUCUGCCUAAAAUUAACUAGAGCAAAACAAUCGGGACAAGCUAAAGGACAUGCCAUGUUUCUGUUAUUGUGUUAUUAUUUAUAGACAAAAGCCCCCAUGUGGAUUUCCCUAGUGAGACGGUUGUACGGCUACGAAUCUCGGGUAAUGGGUGUGUGCAGGAACAAAUUCCACUGCUCAGGUGGGACAUCUAUCUGUCAUUUCUUCCAUCUUUGUCUCACUCUAUGUGUGUAGGUUUUGUUGUCCAUAAUUUACACUCAAUGUCAUAUCAAUUAAACUCAAACAAAAUAAUUAAUGAGGAUAACCAAACUAAAUUUUUCUAAUUAUAAUAAUUAUUAACAUUGAUUAGCUCUAUAAAUUAAUUAUUAACUUGUAAAGUACAUAAAAAUGUAAUGAUGGGAUUCUAACCUGAUAAAUGUGGACCUGGUUCAAAAAGCAGUUCCUAACAGAGAACCAAGAAGAGAUACCAGUGUUCAGAGAACUGAAUGUCAUAGACAAAUGUAUAUCCCAGAAUUCACUAUUUUCUCUGUUAUUUGAAUCAACCAAUUCGGACCACUCACAUUUGUUCCACUGUUAUCUGUUGUUGCUAAUAGCGAUAUUGUUCAUGAUUGACAGUGAGGACAACUCAAUUUUAGGUAAGGGUUCGCAGCUGUUAUUACAGUGGGAUAACAGUGCAUACGAAUGUUUGACUCAAACAUUCUGGAGCAGUUUAGCUUCUUGGUUUGUAAGGUGUCAGCUCAAUUUGGCCCACUGCCUCUUUUUGUAUGGCUCACAAGCUAAUAAUGGAUUUUACAUGUUCAACUGAAACUGAAAAUCUUCAAAUGACUUUCUUCAAUAUUCUUUUCAUAAUAUGGUUUUGAACAUUUAAUCUGUUUAUAGAUUUGGCUCAUAGAAUGAACAAUAUGUAACAAAGUACUGACAACCAAUAUACAAAGAAAACGAUACCAAAGCUAGUGAUACCAACAAUAUUCAAUUUAAUUAUACUAUUAAAUUUCUGUAAAAAUACAAAUUCAAUAGAUACAGAAACAAAAAAACUAUAUCAACUUCCAGCACAGCAAGUGAAAAGGUACAAUACUCGAAAAAUAUAAAUAUUAAUUCAAACACACACACACACACAAAGAGAAGUAUCUUGCAAUUAUAUAACGUCUUGUAAAGGUCUAGAAAUAUUAGCAAGAAUCUCUCCCUGCUGGGAAAGCUUCCGGUCUAUAUAUAUAAGGAUUAAAUCAGAACCCUCUAGGAAAGAAAUUCUAGAAAUUGUCACCUGAGCAUUGUUUAGAAGAAAUAGAACAUAUUCAAACGUCAACAACCUUUUCCCAAUCAAGGGAGGGAUGGGUAAAAAAGGCUAUACACUUCAUCUGUGGCGUCAAUAUCAACACAAAAUGGGGUGGGGGGGGGGAAGAGCCUUAGCUCUACAUUGAAGUAAAAAGUAAGUCAAUACAUUGGUUAUACUAUAACAAAUUAUUAUUUGACAGUGUUCCCAUCUUAGGUACUCAUUAUAAGCACCUUUGGCUACCCCACCGACCCUAAUAUAUUUAUAAUUAUGUUUAUUAACCUAUUGUUUGUGAAACAAAAGCAUUUAUUUAGAUAGAAAGAAUAUCCACACAAAAAAUGUAUACCUUCAAAUUACAAAAAAAAAUUCUAGGCUGCUUUUCCCCUCCUACCUAUUGCCUUCAUUUAACCUCCCAAAAAUGCUUAGCUUCACUUUAAUAUAUAUUUUAAAAUAUUUUUUAAACUACUGGCUUCUAGGUAUUGACAUUCCAGCUUUCACAAGUCUGACAUCGGUAGUAUUUUUUUUAAGUCUUUCACUAAAAAGCCUUCCUACCAUAACUCUUGCCAGGUUGCAUUUCUAUCAUUGACACCUCCCUACUUUUCCUGUCAGCGGAACUGAGGCUUUAUCACCCCCUGGCUUGUUUCUAAUGUUCAUCCACAUGUAAGCUAAGGUUUGCUACUACUCUGAUUGUAUUUCCUAUGACUAGUUUAACUGAUUAUUGACCAAUACUUUUAUUUGUAGACCACACGUACUUAGUUUGCCAUAAUCCAGCUCUUUUUUCCCCACCAUUUUCCCUCUGAAUUGUUAGUGUAGUCUUAUUUUUUUAACCGGUUUAACUAGUUAUUCUGGUAGAUCACAUUUAAUGUUCCUGACACUGAUUUGGUUAUUUAUAGCAAAACUGAAUGUAAAACUAGAUUUUAUUUUGAGCCAGUUUUCAUUGAUAAAACAUGGUCAGAAGAUAAAAACAGAAAUAAAAUUAAUAGGAGAUCUUGUGAUUACCAAUGCAAGAGAGACCUUGUAAUCAGAGAGAUUUUUUAUACCAUAGUGUAAGAUGGGGUCAGUAACUUUGAUGGAAUUAUAAAUAAGCAUAAAAAUUGAUAGUGCAUGCUGGAAUACAUACAGAUGGAAGAAUGUAUGGACAUGCAUUUAAGUGUGUAUGGUGUAUGGACCCAUGAUAUGGACCAACAUGUGAGUUGAGUGGUCAUGUUGGUAAGGACCAACUUGUGAGUUGAGUGGGUCUAUGGUAAAGACCAACAUGUGAGUUGAGUGGGUCUAUGGUAAAGACCAACAUAUGAGUUGAGUGGCUCUGUGGUAAAGACCAACAUAUGAGUUGAGUGGGUCUGUGGUAAAGACCAUCAUGUGAGUUGAGUGGGUCUAUGGUAAAGACCAACAUGUGAGUUGAGUGGGUAUGUGGUAAAGACCAACAUGUGAGUUGAGUGGGUCUGUGGUAAAGACCAACAUGUGAGUUGAGUGGGUCUGUGGUAAAGACCAACAUAUGAGUUGAGUGGGUCUAUGGUAAAGACCAACAUAUGAGUUGAGUGGGUCUGUGGUAAAGAUCAACAUGUGAGUUGAGUGGGUCUGUGGUAAAGACCAAAAUUUGCAGUGGGUCUAUGGUAGGCCCAACAUGUGAGUUAAGUGGGUCAGUGGUAAAGACCAACAUGUGAGUGAGUUGAGUGGCUCUGUGGUAAGAACCAAUUUGUGAGCAUUGUACAAAUAAUCAGCUAAAUAAUAUGUACUAUAAAAACAUAGAUUAAAAGUUAAGCUUUAAUCCACUUGUAUACGAAUUAUCUUGUGUUAAAGAAUAAAUCUAGCAGAAGGGAAGCAGCUGAUGUUAAGUGGGUAUUAUCAGUGGUAUCAUUAGUACUGUUAAUAUAUUUAAAUUCAUUCAAUAUAUAGUUAUGCUGUACAUUGAUAAAGGACCCACAUCUUUAAACAUUUUUGGUUGUUGGAACUUUUCAAGGGAAAUAUUUUCAAAUGCUAGGUCACCUAACUAAAAAAGUAAAUGCCAAUAAAUUAGAUAAGAUACACAAAUAAUAACUAGAUCAAUAACAAGACAAUAUCAAUGAAUGUCUUCUACAAGCAUAACUGUGCAGGUUUUCAGUUGCAAAAACGUCAUUUGUAGAAACUCAUUUGAUGUCUUGCGCUUGAUACCAAGUUUUGAUGCAUGUCUUGAACAUGCCUCUUGAUAACUCUUCCUGUAGCAGCCUGUCUGAUAGAGACUUGAGUGUUGUCUAGAUUGUAACCCUACAGACAUCUCACUGAGUUUGUGGAUUGUAUAUUGUAGAAGCUGAGAAGAGUAGUCAGAAUGACGACGACGAUAGCUCUUAUCUAUUUAACCUAAUCUGAAGUAUAGAUUAUUGGAUUACCCAAAAAUUAAUCAUAGUUUAAAUGGUUUCACAUCAAUUGAAGUACCCUCAAAACUUGACCAAAAAUGAAGUAUUAAACAACGGUAAAUGUAGUAUGCAAUCUUCUACUUGUAGUACUGUAGACAACUUAAAACUAGCCUGGCAGUUUGGUCUGUCCAGUCUCAAAUAUUUCUUAUCUUUAUGUGACAUGAUAAUAUUGUCAUUAUAUGAAGUUGUCUAAUCAAAAGAAUGUUUAAACCAGUGUUUCACAAACUUGAUUGGGCCAACAAGCACCCCUACACAAACUUGAUUGGGCCAACAAGCACCCCUACACAAACUUGAUUGGGCCAACAAGCACCCCUACACAAACUUAAUUGGGCCAACAACCACCCCUACACAAACUUGAUUGGGCCAACAACCACCCCUACACAAACUUGAUUGGGCCAACAACCACCCCUACACAAACUUGAUUGGGCCAACAACCACCCCUACACAAACUUGAUUGGGCCAACAAGCACCCCUACACAAACUUGAUUGGGCCAACAACCACCCCUACACAAACUUGAUGGGCCAACAACCACCCCUACACAAACUUGAUUGGGCCAACAACCACCCCUACACAAACUUGAUUGGGCCAACAAGCACCCCUACACAAACUUGAUUGGGCCAACAACCACCCCUACACAAACUUGAUGGGCCAACAAGCACCCCUACAAACGUGCUAACAAUUAAUAGCUUGCUAAGGUGGCCUCAUGAAAUCUUUUGAGUUCUUGAUUUAUUCUGGCAGCUGGUAAGACUUGAGUUGUUGUUAAGUGUAUGUGUGUGUUGGAGUUAUCUCACUCAAGGUUUACUUCCUCACACAGAAACAACUGCCUGGAUUGGCUAACUAGUCCAUAUCAGCCAACUUAAUAGCUGGGGGUAGCCAUAGACAUAAUUGGAACUGAGGACCUCGUUAUGCUAAAUUGUACAGAUACAUCAAUGACUCCACGUUAUUAACUGUGCUAAAAUAUUGAUUCAGGUAGCUACAGCAACACCUUCCUCUUCUUUGCACCCACUAAAGCAUCAAACCGCUCCCCCAGGGAGCACUAGAGCCCACUUUGAGAAACAUUGGUACAAACAUAAAUGGUUAAAAGUUUAUUGUUUGCAAAUCAUCAAUAAAUAUACUGGUACAUCACUGCCUACGUUUUGUAUAAAAAGAAGUUUACAUAUAGUAUAAUCUCCAUUGACCUCAAGUAAACACAAUGGAAUUAGUGCUUAAUAUAAUAUGUUUAUGUUCAAUUUAUAUUUACAUGAUCAAUAUUUUGCUCACCUCACUAAGAAGUUUGAUCAUCUUACAGACAAUCUUCCAUAUUUGAAAGUGCCUCUUCACACAGUCAUCAAACUAACCCCGGUAGCUUAUGGUUGUAGAGUUGAAUUUGUUGCCCUUGACGUGCCUGCUGUAAACACUCACAGAGACCGUCCUAUGGUAGGUCAACUCAAUUAUAAAACUGUUCCCUUGCGUGUAGAUAAGAAUAAGCCAUCUGUAAGAUUCUUUUAGAUUUACAUUACACAAAUAAAUGUUCUGUCCUAUAAAAUGAUGUCAUCUAUUGGGCAUACCUCUUAAAUAUUCAUAGACAAUUGUAAUAAAGAGAAUUAUUUCUCAAAAAUUAUUGUACAGCCUGAAUUAAAUAUAUUAAAUGUAGAUCUGACAUAUUGCGAAAGUUGCAAAUGCAACAUUGUCAGAAACAACUUACCUCAUUUUUUUAAAGAGCCAACAUAUUUGUAUGUUCAUUUUAUUCAUUGGAGCUAGUUUUAUAUUAUGAUGGUUAGGUAUUAACCUAUUCAUGAUUACUAGGUUUAAAUAUAAUACAUUGGCUAGGUUUAAUUCAAUUAAUCAUUUCUAGGUUUAAAUGUAAUACAUAAUGUUACCUAUAAUCAUGUUAGUUUUGUUUAUAUAUAAUCAUGUUGGCUUGGUUUAAAUAUAAUCAUUAUGGUUAGAUUUAAAUAGAAUCAUCACAUGAGCCAUAGCAUUUUUUAAUGUAUUUUACCUAGUAUCUGGAAAUUUGUUUGAAAGAAAUGUCGCAGGAAAAUUGAUCGACGGAAGUUUGAUGGCGCAGAAAUUUGAGGGCGCAGAAAUUUGAUCGAACUGAAGUUUGGUCAAACUGAAGUUUGGUUGAAUUUUUUUUCAGUUCACACGCUCAAAUUUUGCGUCAAAUUUCUUUUUGAACUAACUAUACUACAUAAUAAUAACAACAAACUAAUGCGUUCAAAAAGAAAUUUGAAGAAAAUUUGAUCAUGUGAGCUGAAAAAAAAAUUUGACCGCACUUCUGUUAGAUCAAACUUCCGUUUGAUCAAAUUUCCGUCAAUCAAUGUUCAAACAAAUUCCGGUAACCAUUUUACCUUAGUCGACUAUACCAAUAUAGUAUGUUUUCUGUUUCAGAAUGUUAGAAGAACACGUUCAACCUGUGAGGCAUUGGAGACUGUGCCCAACCACGAGUGAGCAAGCUGCACUCACGGCUGGCAUUGGGUAGUGGACCUAAGUUAUACCAGUUCUCACGCUAUCCCAGCACAAGCAGUUAACAAAAAUAUCACACUUUGUGUGAUGUCAAUCACACUUUGUGUGCUGUCAAUGUCAAUCAUAACUUAAUUUACUUACAAGAUAAAACUACUAAUAAAUCCGUCUGAGAGUAAUAGAUCUCUGGACUUUUCUAAGAUGCCCUUAGCCGUCAAUCAACUGUAACUUGAAUGUUUCUGUUGCUAUUUAUCUUGAUUUAAACUUAACUGAAAGCUAAUGUGAUAAGCAAAUGUAACACUCUGCUCGGCAGAAAAUUUAAACAUGAUUAUGCAUCAAAAAAAGAUUUAAUGACCUCUAACCUCAUGAACUGCCUACUCUGGUCAUAAUCUUCACUUUAUCAGUUUCUGAAUUUAGAUAUUACUAAAAUGUUAAGAAGGUUUUUCAAAUAUACCUGAACAUAGGAAGUUUAGUGCAAACAGUAAUUCUUAUUUGAUGAUUCUCCAGUAGGAAUGCUUGUCUAGUGGUAAUCAGCACCAAAUAAAUCUAAUGGUAAUCAGCACUAAAUACAUUUAAUUUCACUGCCUUUUUGUUUUUAUGAUACAUUUAUCAGAAGGCGUAACACGGCCAUCUACAUUCCUAUGGACUACACUCAGAGAUUACUCCAAAAAUAAAUGCAAUAGUGGUCAGCUACAUGUGUUUAUCUUGUUACACAACUUGAACAUGUCAUGCCAAAAAUUCACUCCGGCUAAAUAUUUAUAUUUGUAUUUAUAUCAUAUAGUGUGUAAGGCUUCCAUGUGAAUUGACGAAACGGCAUAAUUUACAUUAUUGCUCCAGCUCUAUGUAUCCCGUGGGAUGCUGCUAUAACUCAUGUUGAUCUUUAAAAAGUUACUCUCUUACCAGAAGUAGAGGAGCUAACAUAUGCAUCUGUAAUAUUAGAUAAUCCUCAUCCUGUGUUUGUAUUUAUGAAGUUUGAUUGUGUGGAAACAUUAGUUGAUUUUGUUUGGAUUGAUUAUGUGAUUGAAUUCAAAAGCCAAAGAGAAUGGUUGUAAGCAAAGUCAUUUAAAAAUGAAUGCUCAGGUAUUUUCUUUAUAAAAAUAACUAAAACCAGAUGCAGGAUAUCUAAAGGAAUUCUCCCUGAAGCUUUUAAGUCUAUUCUGAAGUUUACGUUCUCAGUUGGUAAUGUGUGUUGGGGAAAAUAAGACUCGCAAACAUCAUUCACUUAAAUCAACUGGCCAAAAUUAGUACUGUUUCCAUUGAAAGUUAAUCCAAAUAUAGUUAAGUCCUAAGCAUAUUUUUCUCACAUGUACAUCUAUCAUCUAGACUUAAUAAUUUGCUGUAUCACAACAGGGGGCAUAAUUUGAUGUACAGACUUUUUCCACCACAUUAAAAAUGGAAUUUAGCACCGUUCUCAUAUUUUUAAAUGAAUUAUGUAUGGUACUUUUUUGAAAAUCAUGCUGCAGUUGUUGGAAAAUUCAAGUAUAAUGUUAUUAUUAAAAGUUAAAAUAUUGUUUAGUCUAUAUCUUCACUCAAGGACAGACAUUUCUCGCUUGCUUUCAAAUGUGAUAUGUUCAUUUUGUUUAUAGAAAAAGGUACAUCUGCUUAUCAUGUUAAUGGUUUUGAAUUAUACAAAUGGUAUUAUCCUCUCUGGACUUUUUCUCUCAAAAAUCAGAAGUUACAUAUCCAGUUUUUAAUAUUGAGUAUAAAUCAUUGUGUGUUUGUUUCAUUGAGUAUCUGAAUUAAGUUUUUUGAUUAAAUUAUUGUUUCAAACUCUCAAAAUGUGCAUAAUUUGUCCAAAAUUAAACCUCUUGUUUGAAUAUUUUAUAGACCUUAGUCUCUUGCCAAAUAUAUAUAAAGAAAUGGUCUUAUUUACAUUAUAUUAUGAUAUAUCUAGCGAAGGAGUAUCUCUAUAUACAAUAUUUUCUAUAAUGUUUUAUGCAAGCACCAAGUUAAUUUACUUAAAGAGAUGCAGACAUAAUUUGAACCAAUAAGGGUUUUUAUUGAACUAUUCAUCGAAGCAAAUGUUAACAGGUAAUUGUACAAAAUUUAACAGACAUUGAAAUGGUGACAUUUUCAAAAUACAUGUAUUGUAGUUUAGAAUGCAUAAGAUUUAAUCAGUAUUCAUAUGUAUUUCUUUGCAUACUGUUUAAGCACUGGAUACACACUCAUUUUUCUUUAAUUAUUAAUUUUGUAUACACACAUAACUGGAUUUUGAAAAUAAAAUUUAUCGUAGGCAUAGGGUUUUUAUUUAUUAUUGUAUUAUCAAUACGAUCUUGUGGUUCUCAAAGAUAUCUGGAAAUGUUAUUAACAAGUUCUUGAAAGGAUUAAUGUAGUUUUUGUAAAAUUAUUUUUUUGUUAAAUGUGCGCUCAAAGUAAAUUAAAAGCUGAUGUUUUAUAUGAUGUACAUUGAAUUUUAAUGUAAUAAAUGUUAAAAUAUCAUUUUU
Molecule: messenger RNA, 28023 nt
Organism: Lymnaea stagnalis (great pond snail)
Lineage: Eukaryota; Metazoa; Mollusca; Gastropoda; Lymnaeidae
Source: the annotation of a GenBank genome assembly